AUUAAAUUUAUUUAUUAGAAAAUGCGAAUAUGUAAUUCGAUUGUGUCGUGUAGAUGAUAGUAGAGAACAGGACUUAUAUAUAUUUCAUGUUGUGACAUCCCGAUUGUGUGGGAAAGCCGCAGCUCUUAUUAGCGAAAGACAAGAUUUAGAUACAUGGGACUCAUUAAAAACAGCCCUAGAACAACAUUUCGGAGAUCCACGUUCGGAAGAAUGUAUUGCAAUAGAAUUAGAAACUUAAAAAAUUAAUAACGGAGAAUCGUAUCUAGAUUUCUGUAAUAGAAUACAGCAUAUUAAAAGUACUUUGAUUGCAAAAGUAAAUUUAAUACAGGAUGAUAACCUUCGUAAAAGUAAAAUUAUAAUAUAUGACAACAUGUCUAUGAAUUUGUUCUUAUAUAAUCUACCGGAGGACCUUCUUCGUAUAGUUAGAUUAAAAGGAUGUGAUUCGUUAGAAAAAGCACUAAGUAUAGUAUUAGAAGAAGUUAAUUUUAUGUUCCAAUAUAGUUCACGCAAUAAAAUGUUAAAACAACAAAAUACCCAGUGUACGGCUCCUAGACCUCAACCGUUCAACAAUUUUCAGUUUGCAGAUAAAAAUGUAAUAAAACCUCAUUUCAUUAGUAACACACAGCCUCAGUAUAAAUUCGGUAUUCCACAAAAUGUCGCAACCAUGUCAAAUCAACUUCAACAGCAAAAUAAAUUUAAAUUUGGAAUUCCCGCUAGCAAACAAAUAAAAUUACCACAAACGCAACAAUUCGGAUAUCGACCUCAAAAUCAAACUCAUUUUGGAUAUCGACCACCUUUGAACCAAAAUCAAUUUGGUUACAAGCCAAACUUAAAUCAACCUCAAUUCGGUUACCGACCCCAGUUAAAUCAAAAUAACCCCCAAUUCGGUUAUAAGCCCCAACAAUUUGGAUAUCAUCCCCCACAGGUGUUACAACCUAGGAACGAACCGACUGAUGUUAGUAUGCGUACCGCUAAGCCACUAGGAAUACGCAUGAACGAAUUAUACAACUUAAACGAUGACGAUAAUAAUUAUAACAAUUCUGAAAUUCAGAACCCUUCAUACGAUGAUUAUAGUAAUACAGAAGUAAUGGAAGAGUUUGAAACAUUAGAAACUGAUCAAACCAAAGAAUACGACCCCGUAGUAGAAAAUUUUCACAUAAUUACCAACAACCAACCCCCGCGAUAA
Molecule: messenger RNA, 1186 nt
Organism: Bombyx mandarina (wild silkworm)
Lineage: Eukaryota; Metazoa; Arthropoda; Insecta; Lepidoptera; Bombycidae
Source: RefSeq, a predicted model, not a curated record